Molecule: messenger RNA, 2048 nt
Organism: Ooceraea biroi (clonal raider ant)
Lineage: Eukaryota; Metazoa; Arthropoda; Insecta; Hymenoptera; Formicidae
Product: glucose dehydrogenase [FAD, quinone]
Molecular function (GO): oxidoreductase activity, acting on CH-OH group of donors; flavin adenine dinucleotide binding
Source: RefSeq, a predicted model, not a curated record
ACUUGCAGCUUUUCCAUGAUCGAGAUCUCGGACCGAUUUCUAGCAUCGUGGACACAAGGCUUAAAUACUAACGUGCUAUGCACGUGCAUGAUGCUGAAGGAUGUUUGUUAUCAUAAAUUAAAAAAGCAUGUUAAUUGCUUCUAAACUACUUUGUAGCAUAUAGUAAAAAUGUGUUAUCUUGAAGUUAUGCCACAUUGUAGAAGUAAUAAGAAACCAAUAACAAAGAAACAGCAGCAAAAUGCUAAUUUUUAUGAAAUCAAUAUUCGUGCUCCUCUGCAAGAUAACGACAAUAUUUGUUUUUUAUAUUAAUUUUGCAUAUAUGUUGGAUGUGUAUUUUCAAUGGUUGUUCAAUGGUGUUCGAGAUAUGCAGCAAUAUGAUUAUAUUGUUGUUGGUGCUGGUAGCGCUGGUGCAAUUCUAGCAGCACGUCUAGCAGAGGAUGGAGACAGUGUACUGCUAUUGGAAGCAGGAGGUGCUGCACCACCUUUUCUUGACAUACCGCUCUUAGCACCGGUCAUUCAGAGAACCACUUAUGAUUGGCAAUACAUCACUGUUCCUCAGCAAUACGCAUGCAAAGGUUUGAUCAAUAAUCAAAGCAGAUGGCCUAGAGGCAAAGUUCUUGGAGGCACGAGCCGCUUAAAUUAUAUGGCUUAUGUAUUAGGACACAAACUGGAUUAUGAGAAAUGGUUUCCAGAUUUUAUUGAGUCAGUUGCAGAGAAUGAUGAAUCUGUGAGUAUCAGUGAAUUGAGAUGGAAUUCUGACUUGGCUGAUAUAAUUCUGAAGGCACUGAAGGAAUUGAAUUAUAAUGUCGGCGAUAUGAAUUCAGAACUGGAUACAGGUUUCAUGAAGGUUCAACUGACAAUGGAAAAUGGCAGAAGAUGGAGUUCGGACAAAGUUUUAUGUCAAAAACCGACUCAUACUUUGACCGUACUUACUCACGCACGCGCUAGCAAAAUACUAGUGAAUAUGGAUAAAGCUGAGGGGAUUGAAUUUGUUAAAUUCAAUAAUAAAUAUACAGCAAUGGCGAAGAAAGCAGUUGUUCUAAGUGCUGGCGCAAUUGAGAGCCCAAAACUGUUAAUGUUAUCUGGAAUUGGGCCAAGGAAACACCUGGAGGAUCUUGGUAUUGGUGUGAUCAAUGAUUUGCCUGUUGGUCAGAAUUUGGUGGAUCAUAUAUUAACUGGUCUUGAUUUAGUCAUGUUUAACGCAAGCCUUGGAUUGAACGUCUACGAUAUCUUCAACCCUAUGUCAGCCAUCAAAUAUUUUCUUUUUGGGGAAGGUCCAUGGACAUCAUCUGGAAUUGAAGUAGUAGGAACGUUUCACAGUACUUUACAAACAAAUAAAUCUGCAGCACCUGACUUGCAGUUAAUGGUACUACCUCUUGGAACAUCAAGGGACACUGGCUUUAUUCUUAAGAAAGCAAUAGGAAUUUCCGAUGAGGUCUAUAGCAACUAUUUCGCUCCUCUGUUAUACAAAAAUACAGUGACAAUUGCGCCUAUCUUACUGCAUCCUAAAAGUAGGGGAGAAGUACGACUGCGAAGUGGCGAUCCUUUUGACGAGCCGCUGAUUGAUCCGAAAUAUUUGUCAAAUGAGAAUGACAUCGACACUCUCAUAGAAGGUUUAUACUUUAUAAAGACCCUUUUGGAGACGGAUGUUUUGAGAGCUCAUGGCGCGUCUUUUAAUGAAAAUCCUUUCCCUGGUUGUGAAAACGAAAUAUUUGCCAGCAGGGAAUAUUGGAAAUGUUACAUACAACAUCUUACAUUAACGUCUUACCAUCCAGGUGGUACAUGUCGCAUGGGCGAUGUUGUCGAUGCAUCAUUUAGAGUUCACAACAUGAAAAAUUUGUAUGUCGUGGACGCUUCGGUUCUUCUGUCGCUGCCAAGCGGAAAUAUUAAUGCAGCUGUGAUUGCAUUGGCACAAAAAGCUGCGCGUAUGUUUAAAGAUAAAAAGGUACGAGAAAUAAAGAAACGAUAUAAAUCAUACAAUGCCUGCUAUGUAUUUCAUGUCUGUGAAAUGUGAUAUAAAUAAAAAAAAAUAAAAUUUGUGAUAUUAA